UCGAUCUAAUCUGUCGUUUGGAGUUUAGAAGAGGACGUUUUUUUUGUAAACUUCAAUAAGUGAUCACCACACCGAUCAAAUAUAUAAGUUUCAAGUUGUAAGAAGAAAAGUAAUAUGUACAUAUUUUCAUUGUGUAAUUUCAUAGUUGUAUAUCUCAAAUCUGUAUAAUACCUUGGUUAAUUUAGUUGGUGUUUAGCUUAGAAUGCAAUGCACCCUCGUCGUCGUAACGUAGGUGUACCUGAACGGACACCCUUUUUAGAAGAAGAUCAAAAUUCGUACAACAAACUAGAUAAAAAAGGAAAGUCACAUUUACCUUAUCCAUUACAAAAUACACCAAAGAAUAUUGUACCAAUACUAAGAACUGAAGAAGUCGAUACUGUGUUUGACUUUCUUGAGGAUAUCGUUUUCGAACCAGUCAUGGCAGCACGAGACAGAACCAACGAAUUUGUGUCAACAGUGCGCAGUCUUCAAAGCAGAACUCAAGCAAAGCCAGUUGUUAGAGAUAAGCGAAAAGCUGAAGUCCUUGAAACUUAUACACAGUUUAUGAGUAUGGCAAAAGUUAUCAGUAAGAAUAUUACCAGUACAUAUGCAAAAUUAGAAAAACUAGCAAUGUUGGCUAAGAAGAAAUCUCUUUUUGAUGAUAGACCAGUGGAGAUACAUGAGUUAACAUACAUCAUAAAGGGUGAUCUAAACUCAUUAAACCAACAAAUAGCUAGAUUAGGGGAAAUGCCUAAGGGCCGUCGCAGUAUGCAUAGUCAUUCUUCCAGCGUAGUUUUAGCUCUUCAAUCAAGAUUGGCAUCAAUGAGCAAUCAAUUUAAACAGGUUUUAGAAGUGCGAUCCGAAAAUUUAAAGCAUCAAAAUAAUAGAAGGGAGCAGUUUUCUAGUGUAGCGCCUGUAGUCAAAGAAAUACCAUCUAUAUUGCAGCCAGAUGAAGUGAGCAUAGAUUUAGGUGAAGAUUCCCAUUUUCAAACUCAGCAGUUGGCAUUGAGAGAUGAUACAGAUUCAUAUGUUCAACAAAGAGCAGAGACAAUGCACAAUAUAGAGAGCACUAUUGUGGAAUUGGGAGGCAUAUUCCAACAACUGGCUCACAUGGUCAAAGAACAAGAUGAAGCAAUAGGGAGGAUAGAUGCAAACAUUCAAGAAGCAGAAAUGAAUGUUGAAGCUGGCCACAGAGAAAUAUUAAAGUAUUUCCAAAAUAUAACCAACAAUAGAGCUUUAAUGUUUAAAGUAUUUGGUGUAUUAAUAUUUUUCUUUAUAUUCUUUGUUAUAUUUAUGGCUUAAAAAUGUUUUGAAAUUUAAAAGUUGUCUAAUGAUAUAGUUGUCUGUUAGAUUUAAAAUGAUUUAGUAAAGCUAGGUAAAGAAUACAAAUAAUUUAAAAUUUAUACAUGCAAUAUUUGAUUGUCAUAGGCUAUUCAAAUUAAAAAUUAUGUAAAAGUUACAUUUAGGGUUCUUAAUAAUGUUGACAGUGUUAGUUCCAAUUUUAAUUAUUCAAAUCUGAAAGAUUGGCUCAUACACCUCAGGCACCUUUUAUUAUAUUUUAUGCACCAUUUCACUGUUUUAUUUAUAUUUAUGGAAAUCAGUAUAUAUUCUUCCAAAAUCUAUGUUAUUCUAGUGAGAUGUAAUAUUUCUUUUAUUUUUUAAAAAACUGCAGUAACCCGAAAAAACUUUAAAGGUUACUUUAUAAUUAAAGAGUUAUGAUGGGGUACUAUGGUAUAGCAAAUACACUACAACCUUAUUAAAGUUAUAUAUUUGCGCUUGGACACUGUGAAGAGGGAAUAAAUAAUUGUGAUUUUUACAAUAUUUCAUAAAUGAUGUACUACUGUACUGAAAAUUAAUUAUGUAAAUGAUU
This is a messenger RNA of Papilio polytes (common Mormon), 1849 nucleotides long. It is a transcript of the gene Syx5, whose product is annotated as syntaxin-5. Bases 208 to 1281 code for a protein of 357 amino acids. Gene Ontology annotation, molecular function: SNARE binding; SNAP receptor activity. NCBI's taxonomy places the organism in Eukaryota, Metazoa, Arthropoda, Insecta, Lepidoptera, Papilionidae. The record is from RefSeq and is a predicted model, not a curated record. Gene Ontology annotation, biological process: endoplasmic reticulum to Golgi vesicle-mediated transport; intracellular protein transport; vesicle fusion. The transcript is spliced from 3 exons. Gene Ontology annotation, cellular component: Golgi membrane; SNARE complex; endomembrane system.